Messenger RNA from Rotaria sp. Silwood2, 1637 nucleotides. The record is from the annotation of a GenBank genome assembly. Lineage: Eukaryota; Metazoa; Rotifera; Eurotatoria; Philodinida; Philodinidae.
CUAACUUUUCAAAAUUAGUUGCUAGAUAUCGUAAUGCUGAGCAGGACGUCAUAGUGCUCAGCGGUAUGGCAUAAUGCUGAGUAGUAUGAUGUAGUGCUAAGCAGAGGGUAUGGGAUGUGGAUGUCUCUUCCUUCAACACUCACACCCACAUUGCCCCACACCUCACUCACAGUCACACCCACGCUGACGCCAUAAUGCUGAAGAUUAUGACGUCCUGCUGAGCACUACGAUGUCUAGCAACUAAUUUUGAAAAGUUAGGUUUUUUAUUUUAGGGUCAAUGCGGCCAUGGGCCGAAGGUCCACAAGCCGAAAUUCUGUUCUUCCAUUUUUUUAUAACAUUUAGCUAUUUUCUUAAAAUAGAGUUCCACAUAUCGAGAAAUCGAAAUAAAUCCACGGUCACCAUUAUUCUAUACAUGCAUGCCUAGACUAUUGCAGCGUUCUACCUAAGACCGGUGAACUAGUGCAAUAGUCUCCGGCGGCCAGAACUUGUUGGGUUGGUUUCGGAUCUGAUGGGCUCUAAUAGUGGUACCAACGAUUACUAUUAUCGUUGCAUCCCAAAUUAGGGUGAUUUUCUAUCUUAAAAAGUAGAUAUCGCAUUAUCAAUUAUCUUCCAUUUGAUUUCAUUUUACGCAUAAGAGAAUUUGGAAUAUUUCAUAUCUCAGAAUAGGUGAUAUUAGAAAAGCUACAACUUGUCCGAUUAAUUAAUUCCAUUGAAAGUUCGUUUGUGCAAAGUCUAAAGUUGAAGCUUUCAUGUAACCUGAGGGAACCACAAUUUUUUAAUCAAAAACUCAUUUCAAGAGUGAAAGUCCGAAAAAUCAAAUCAUUUUUGACUUUUCUCUUACUCAUUAAAUGGAUAUCGUCUUGAGCCAUUUGAUAUUCCUUCAUUAGAAUUCUAAAUUGAAGUUUUAAUUCAUAUGCUUUUUUUUUUAGCUUCAUUUUACGGCUAAAAAAUUAGAACAUGAAAAAGUCGAAAAUAAACGUUUACAAAAUGAUAAUGAAGAUUUACAACAUGAAUUUCAACGUGAACGUGAAGGUUAUUUAAAUAUAAUUCGUGAACAAGAAAAACGACUUCUUCUCUAUCGUACAAUGAUUGAUAAAAUGAGUAGUAUUAUGCAACGUAGUUGUAACUAUAGUAAUAUUGAUAGAAUUAUUGAACAAGCUCGUUAUGAGGAAGAUAAAAAUCAAUAUAUUUUACCUGAACCAACUAUAGAAGAAAUUCAAUUACCUCAAGUAGGAAAUUUACCAAUAACAACAACAACAACAACAAAUGGACGUAUACCACAAAGUGAUUAUAUAACACCAACAAAAACAGGAUCUACACCAUUAACAACUGAAUAUGAAGAUGAUUUUAUUGAAUCAACACCAGUUAGCAAUGGUUAUCAAAAUCAAUAUUCAACUAUGAAUACUGAAGAAUCUGAAAGACGUUAUGGACGUUAUGAUACAACAAAUUUACCAGCAGAAAAAACACGUAUUAAACGUCAAGAACAUUUAUUAAAUGAAAGUUCAAUUUUACAACGAACAAAACGUCCAUUACAAAUGAAUAAUAAUGAUAAUGAUUAUAUGAAUCGUCGUCUUAAUCCAUUUGAACCACCAGCUCGACUAAGUCGUAAAUAUGGUUUUUCAUCAGAUAAACAAUAA